Xyrichtys novacula (pearly razorfish) is the source of this 38159-nucleotide messenger RNA. Lineage: Eukaryota; Metazoa; Chordata; Actinopteri; Labriformes; Labridae. The record is from the annotation of a GenBank genome assembly.
AUGGGUUUCACCAAGCAUUCGAAGAGAAAGAACAUCAUCAUCGUGAGUAUCACAUUCGCUCUGAUUUAACAGUUAGGAGGGGGGCGGGGCAGUGAGGAUUUUAAAGCAGCUUUUUAUCAUCAAAUCAAGAAUUAAUGAAGAUUUAUGAGCGUUUUGAAUGAAUGAAAAAGGGAAUUGAAUAUGGAGUUAGACGCUGAGAUUUAUCCCACAACAACAGAUUCAUGCUGUAAAGUCAUGAUUUAUCAACACUUUCUUCAACAUCAGGGUGAAAAGAGGGAGAUUUUCCAGAGUCUCAGCUUGUUCUAAUAGCUGUGCAGUAUUUUUGGACGUUGUUCUUAACUAAAAAAACAGCAAAACAAACUUUAUAUUCCAAAGAAACUGAGUAUUUUCUGUAUGUGCAUGAAUGUAAGCACACCACAGUGAUGAGGUCCUACCUUCAGUGCUGCUUCGGUCUCCCUGAUGAAUGUUUGUGAGUCUGUGAACAUAUCAGCUCCACUUCUGCUGAACUCAUCACCCAAAAACAGAGAAACGUCCUUUGCGGCACGCGAGGCCGUUUUGACCCCGGCUUUUGUGACCCGGCUGGCCUCAGACAGUCUGCACACAAUACACCCGCCAAUGCUGCACAUUCACGACUGUGCCUCAACCUUUCAAGAGUACCUGACUGCAGACACAGCGGAGCACAGCUGGACACCAGCUUGGAUAACAGCAGUUUUGAAUCAGGCGACUUCACCAGCCGGAGUUGAUCUUUGCAUGUAUUUCUCACAAACUUUAACUGAGGUUGAUAUUUUGAGUGACAAUAAUUGGACUCCUGUGGCUCUGCGGGUGUGCAGUUCGACUUCUGUUGGAGCACGUUCAGUCAGAAGUUUGUUUCUGCAGUUGUGUAACACAAAAGUCAUGGUUGACGAUCUGAAAAGCAGAUUUGAAGAAACCUUCCCAACCCCCCCAAACCUGUAUCGCCCUCCCCACGACCAGGGCUAGCUAGUUCUGGAUCAUACAAGGGCAACUGGCAGCCCAGGGAGCUUGUAGAUUGGCAAUUUUUGCAACUUUUGUGUGACAUCGAACGGACUGACAGUAAAUGUGAUGUGGCCCCCCGGAUUGAGUGUGGAAAUAUAGUGGCCCCCUCCAUCAUCAAAGUUGCCCACCACUGGUCUAGACUCUAAACGAUCUAGAAGCUCACGUGUCCCAUCAUGAAGUCAUCGUCUGUUUAAAAUGCAACAAAAUUGAGGGCCACAACCACCACAUCCCCAACCAAACCACAACCAAUAGGCAGGAGAGGGUAUCACAUUCCUACCACGUGUGCACAAAGCAGGACGUAACGUGACAUUGUCGAACAAUGGUGACAUUUGUCACAUAUUGAUGACGUAUAUGUUGAUGAACGCAAACUGAGCGUCCACACUGCAGUCAGAUCAGAUACAUAUCUGAUUUAUAUCCACAUACAGAAGAGGCCUGGGUCGGAUUAGAACCAAUCAGAACUGACCUGUUCACACUUAGAUGAAAAAAUCAGAUAUGAGUCACAGAUGGUUAAAACAUCAGAGUUGACCUGCGAUGUGAACACACGUUUAGCUGCUCAGAGCUCUGAGGAGGGCCGGGAGAGUGGGAGGGGACGAUUCAGAACUACGGGAGAGGGGUGUGUCGAAUACAGCGAGGUGAUUGGAUGGACAGGCGGAGCAGGAGAUUGACCAAUAGGAGCUGUCCGGGACGGAUGGCUCCUAUUGGUCAAUGUUUUCGCAGCCCUGCACCUCCUAGAGUGGACGGAUUUUUUCUGUUCUUUUUUCUCUACACUUUGUGGAGAUCGCACUAUAGGACCGUGAUCGCCAUAGAAACGAGGUUCAUAAUAAUUACCAAUCUCUACAAUCGUCAGCCAUGACUUUACUUUUGUGAAAAAGAUAAAACAAAGAUGAACUUUAGCUGGUGAGAUCGCUUAAUUCUGUCUAACAGAUGAGGUUUCAGCUGUUAACGCUAACAGAGGCCUCCGACUCUUUUAGUUAGCAUGUUUGCUAACGUGAUUUCUCCCAUUCUGAAGUCUGGUCUGCCUCCCAUGGUUUACGUUAAUGCAGGGUCUCUUCUUGUUUUGAACAUCUUUGAUAAACCAGAGUUGUAGACGUCUGUUGUUUUGCAGCAGUCGGAGGAUUCAGAAAAUCAUCCAUGAAAGGCUGGUCUGAGGAGUAACACAUGUGCACACCAGGUUUUCUCAUGCCUGUAGCUGUCUGGUUGAGUUUCCAGGUCUAGUCACGCACAUCUCACACCAAGGUUAACAUCAGUUUGAUUGGUACAGACUCAAAACAAAACAGGAAGGCCAUUGACUAGAAUGAGAACUAAAGCAGGUCUAAACAAGAUUACUCUUGUUUGUCGACUCAGACCAUCAGCAGCACUUUGGUUUUUAGCUCUUUGUUAAACAGACGAAGUUGAUGCAGAUGUUUUUAAUGAGCUACAAAAAUGAACAAAACCCCUCAGGGACACAAGUGAUCCUUGUGAUACAACAGGUUCUAAAGCGUUCCUCCUCUGCUGCUGAACAGGUGACAGAAACGGCCCGCUCACAUUCUUCUUUAUUGACAUUUCCCACCAUGAAGAUUCACAGUCAGGAAGAGACGUGUGAGACCAGUCAAAGAGAGCAGGAUGAGUUAAACGUUACUCAUGCAUGAUUUAAGUGCAGAUAUUAAUAUUUAGUUCAAUACUCAUGAGAGGAGUGAUUUUAAACGCAUUUAUGUUUUGUCUUUUGCACCGCUGUGGUUAUCUUGUGACAUGAGUUAGAAAGGUAAAUUAAAUGCACAGCUGUGAGGUAACCCUGUUUUUCCAGUCUGGUUGUAGACUGUACUGAGACACUAUGAGCUCUGCUGCACAGAGGAAACAGGCUGCAUGACUCUGACACUCCCCCAUGACCUGUUUUUGGUCCAUCUGUCAGUUUCUUUUUGUGACCACUUAAUUUCCCUCUUUUCUCUCAGAGUUUAUUUUCUCUGGAAAUCUGUUUUCUCCCGCUGCAAACCUCAAACAUGUGUCUCCUUGACUUUGUAUCUUUGUGUAAGUACAGCCAAGAGAGACCUGCUCACCAGAUUUCAGAAGUUUUGUUGUCUUCAAGAGGAAUAUUUACAAAAGAGAAGAUCAUUUCCAACACAGAUGAAAAGACAACCUGCUCCCAAUCCCCCGGCUGCAUCUGAGCAGCUCGACAUUUAAUCAAACAAAACCUCGUUUCUAACUGCGUCUCUCUGGACAUUAGCAGGAUCAUUGCUCAGAGGUCAGUCUCUGACAGUGAACUGAAACAUCAUUUUUAUAACCUGGAUCAGUCAGAGUCUUGGUGUAAGAAGGUCAGUGUUUAUUAGAAACAGGAGGAAUAUGAGAGCAUGUCUCAGGUAGAUUUGGACAGGUGUGUGAGUAAACCCUCUGCUUUCUUUCUUUCUUUCUUUCUUUCUUUCUUUCUUUCUUUCUUUCUCACGUUCAUGACAAGAAUUGAAUUUUGGGGAAAUCCGUUUUUGUGUUUCCUGUUUGUGAUUCACAGAUCGCAGUUUCAGUGACAAUCGUGAAUAUCAUCAUCAUCGGUCUUGGAGUCGGUCUGGGACUGGAGUCGAAGAAGUGUGGAAAUGAAGGUGCUGUAAGACACGCACACGCUCAAACGUGCAUGAAUCCCUCUGUUCAAAAUACUAAAGACGCCAAACUCCUGAAGUGUCAGAUUGAGCUGUCCUGUGACUCAAACAUCUGAUGACUCGGUUGAGCAGUGAGGCAGAUCAAUCAAUAGAUUCAGAUUGAUUAAAUUCUCCAGUGACUAUUAUUUUGAUUUAUGUGAGUUCUUGUUAGUCACACGUCAGAAGUUUAUGUUGACAACAUGAAUCACAGGCGGUAUGCAGGAACUGCAGAUUGAAACCAGCUGUGUGCCGCUGCUGAAGGCACUGAGAUCGUGAGGAGUUUCCAGAGAGUUGGUGCUGCAGGCUGACUCUGUGGAGAGCUUCUUACUCAGACGAUCUGUGAGCUUUCAGAGCUGAAAGACUGAGUUGUUUUAAAAGUUAGAGGGAGAAAAAAGUCAAUGAAAAUCUUCACCUUCUGGAAAAUUAUCAUCAUUUAAGCACCAGGACUUGCUUCAAGCAGCAGGGUUGGUAAAAGUAGAUCAUACAAGAUCACGAGGCAUUGCUUCCUCCGAUGCACAUCAUGAAAUCCUCUGCAGAGUCAUGAGUCUUCAUUUGCAUGUCUUCUUGUGCUAACUAUGUAGAGAAUCAGCGAGGGGAAGUUUCUCCUCAAACAUGAAUCUCUCUGGUCCGACUGUAAACCUUUGAGUCCUCUUAGACUGCUGCAGCGAGAAAACAAGUCUGUCUUAUCUGCGGACAUUUUGCUGGAGUCAUUUUACUGCAUGUUCGGUCUUAAACGAGUCUAUGACAGUUUUACAUGAAUGAUGAUCCUCCCACUCAUGCUGAUGUUGUGUCACAUGCUCUUGUCAUGUUUUAUUAUGAGCUAAAACCCGAGUUUAAGCGUCUUUGGCGUGUUUGCUCUUGUAGAUUUGAACUGCAGCAUCUGCUUUAUCAUCGUCAGUACAUUUUCUUUUUGUUACUUAGGCGGGUGCAUUCAUGAAAGAAAAAAAACACCUAACCCUAAAAAAGAUUCUAACAAUAGGUUUCUCAGCUGUUUUUUUUAUAGAAUUAGAUGUCCUUAAUGUCAAACUAAAGGUUUACCAAAGUUUGACCGCUAAAAAGGCGUCAUUUUCACAAUGACGUCCAUGAUAGGAAGGAAACCCAGGGGAGACACCCCAGGGGAAUAGGGUAAAAGUUUCAACUAACAGAUAUCACCAUGAAACUUCUCAAGUUUAUAACUCACAUUAAGACAAAUAUUUUUUGGUAUUAUAAGUUUUGUCAAAUGUUAUGUUGGAAUAUGUAAAUGAGGUAAUAUCUAAAUAAAAAUGCACUAAUUUGCAUACAUUUCCAGAACAGAAAAUUCUUGUUUUAUUUUGUUUACGUUUGUUGUUUAGGAGGGGGAGGAGGGGACUUUGAAUAUCUCUUUUUUUAUCAUGUAUAAACUAAUUCAAUUUAAUACAUUCAUCAUUUUCUGUAUUGGAAAAAGCUGAAUCAUUGAUUUACUAUAGUUAAGUGAACACAGUGUAACUUUGAAAAAUGAAACAGCAUACGAAUAAAAUUAUUUUAUGAUAAUAAUUUUAUCUUUUAAUCAUGAUAAUUAGAUAGAAUGUUGGAUUAUUGAAUUCCGACUGCAGCGGUGUCACAUUCUCACUGAAGCUGCCUCAUUUUAUUAUUGUUGCUGAACAUUUAUUCUGAAAUUUCUACCUACUGCAUUGCGUUUUUGGCUGCUGUGCUAGCCGUUGUAACAACGUGCUUUUAUUCUGAAAUUGGAACGUUAACGCCUUUUCCGGUUAAACGUUAGUCCCGACGACGAUUUCAAAUUCAAACCGCCAAAAGGGACGGCGGUGAGAAUGCGUACAUGUAAACCUCGUUGAGCGCCCCUUGAGAGGCAAACGCUUUCUAUGAGCUUUUUUAUUUCUCGACGAAUCUUUAUAAAGUUGUUUUAAAAGUGCGGAACAACCGCCAUUUCGGGGACGGCUAAGCUAGCUAGCUGCUGCUACUGCUGCGUCAUCGUCCCUCUGUUUAAACGGUGAGUGUCAACGGCAGGAAAGGACCGUUAACCGCCCGUUAGCGUCAAAAAGUGACUUCUACUUUGUUUCCUUUGGAUUGUUUUCAACACAAUAUCAAUAUUUCUUAUUCUUAAAUGACGGUUGUUGUGAAUACCGGUUUUUGCGACAGCUUUAGUUCAGUAGAGUAUCCAGUAAAUCAGAAGAUAUAAGCCAACAGUUAGCAAAAUUAGCGGCAGUUUGAAAUUGGGGAGAGUGGGGUAAGUUGAGCCAACAUUUUGUUUGGAAAUGGUAAAAGAAAUUGAUCAUUUGAUCAAAUAUUUAGAAGCUGGGCAUCAAUUCAUGGAGUCUGUGAAGGUUAGAAGCAAAUGGGUGAAGGGGUUAGACAUUUAUUUACAAAAAUAAAUUUAGUCUGUCUUUAGUUUGAUUAAAAUUGUGUUCAGACCAAAAAAGAUCAUUUUAAAUUUGUUUUAUACAUCAAUUGUAGUAUCUAUAAGCUACAUGAGGUCAAACUUUGGUCUGUUACUUUUGCACUAAUUCAAUCACCCAAAUCUAAAGUAUGAAGUUUUAAACAUAAUCAAUCAUAGCCCCUCGACCGCCAAGAUUUUGUUUUGUUUUGGAUUUUCUUCAGGUGUACACUAAGCUGUGAGAAUGGCAUUGACAUUGUGGGUGAAUUAAGUUCAUUCAUUCACUCAUUCAUUUAUCUUUGACAAAGCUCCUGAGACAAAUCUAAAAUGUUGGUUGAAUGAUGUUCAUUGUGUCUUCAGUUUUUUAGAGAUAGUUUUCUUUUUUCCCCUUUAUCCCAGACAUGUAAUCUUUUUCAUGUACCUUGACAUGUUUCAGCAGAAAAUUUCGCCUUCCUCAGAGGUGUCACUUGGUGGUAGGUGUGCCGCAUCAUGUCAGCUUAUUAAGGAAAUAAGGAAAUAAGGAAACUGGGCCAAGGGAUGAUGACCAGGGAUGAGGGGGCAUACAUGCUCUAACACGCCUGGAGCAGCAUCCUGCAGAGGCGAACAGACGGCGGGAGGUGUGACUGUCCUGUCAAAUAAAUGGACAGGAGGGCCCCCCCCCCCCCCCCCCCCCAUAACACCAGCUGACAUGAUGCGCCACACUUACCACCAAGUGACACUUGUGAGGAGGGCGAAGGUUUCUGCUGAAACAUGUCAAGGUACAUGAAAAAGAUUACAUGUCUGAGAUGAAGGGGAAAAAAGAAAACUGUUUCUAAUCUAGAACACUGUUUUGUGUUUUUCAUUUUCAGUCAUCCCACACACAUCCUGCAGGAAUCGAUGCUACGAGCCUUACGACGGGGAAGUCCCAGGCUGCAGAUGUGACCAGAGCUGUAACAAGACCGACAGCUGCUGCUUUGACUAUCACGACAUCUGCACUGUGCCAAGUAAGACACUGUUGUUAACACCAGCCCUGUAACUUUGUCUGUAAUCAUGCAUGUCUCUCAGGACAGCCAGGAAGACUUUUGAGCUCCAGUUUGGAAGUUUUCUAUGAGAUACCAGAUGUGCAGUGAUAGCACUGCCCUCAUGACUUCAUGUUGCACUCUGACUCAGCUGCUCUGAAGCUAAGAAUUACUCCAUCUCUCUUUUUUCUUUUUUUGUUUUCAGCGAAUUGCAGUCAGGUUGUUUUACUCCAUGUUUGUUUGUUCAGGUCAGCAGUGGGAGUGUACGCGGCUUCGCUGUGGAGAGAAGAGGCUGACAGAGAGCAACUGUCACUGCUCUGACGACUGUCUGUCUGCAGGAGACUGCUGCACCAACUACAAACAUGUCUGCCAGGGUGAGAAUGUGAAGCGAGGACAGGACCGAUAAGAUACAAGAGACAACAAGAUAGGGGAGAUCAUGAGCCAGAAAAUAGGCAGAGAUAAGAUGAGCUGUUCAACUGUAAAAAGAAAAAAAAUCUAUAAAAGAGAGAUGCUACUGUUACAUAAACUCAUGGAGGUCAUUGAGGUGAAAUGUCGGCGGCUUUGGAUGUUUUAUGGGCUCAAACUUCGACUUUUACAGAGCGGUAAUCAAACCCACAUGGGCUUGUUGUCCAAACGUUUCCAGUCAAUUUGAUGUCUGCUUUUGUCGUUGGACAGUUAUCUUAAAGAUGAGGAACGUGUUAAGCUGGAUGUGAGUUUAAUCAAUCAAUCAAUCAAUCAACUUUAUUUAUAUAGCACAUUUAAAAUAACCACAAGGGUAGCCAAAGUGCUGUACAGUGACAUAAAAACAAAUAAAACAAUCAAAAAACAAGAUAACGCAAGCAGAAAUACAGUAAUACAAAAGAAUAAAUAAGUGUAUAAAUAAGGAGGCUCAUGGCAAGUGCUAAGAUGAUAAAAAACAAAUUAACACUACAAUGUACUAAAAGCCAAUGAGUAAAAGUGCGUUUUUAAAAGGGAUUUAAAAACAGUAAAUGAGGAGGCCUGUCUAAUUUUCAAGGGCAACUCAUUCCAGAGCUUAGGGGCAGCAGCAGCAAACGCUCUGUCCCCUCUGAGCUUCAGCCUAGUACUGGGGACCGUCAGUAAAAGCUGAUCAGCUGAUCUUAGGGGUCGGGGUGGGCAAUGAGGGUGGAGCAUCUCCGAAAUAUAGGGUGGAGCAAGGUUGUUCAGGCCCUUAAAAACAAAUACUAAAAGCUUAAAAUGAAUUCUGUACUGAACAGGGAGCCAGUGUAAGGACGCCAGGAUGGGGGUGAUGUGCUCACGCCUGCGGGUCUGUGUCAGGAGACGUGCAGCAGAGUUCUGUUUAGACAACAUGUUGCUAUCAGAGCAGCUCAGACAGUCUUGACCUCAGGGGCAUUCUCAGCUGCAGCUGUUGGUAGAUUACCUCUUUUGAUCUCUAUGAUCUGUCUUAUACUGGAUAUAAAUCCUUUUUUUUCCACACCCUCCUUCUUUCUCAGAGAAUAAAACCAUGACCGAGGGAUGAGCCAGCUGCUCAGAACAUUUGACUUCUCAGCAUUUAUUUAUUGGAAACAUCCUAACCGUGAAUGUGUUGUAUUUUUGUGACCUGCUGCAGGAGAGACAGAGUGGGUGCAGGACACUUGUGCGAACCUCUCAGCUCCGGCAUGCCCUGCAAGGUACAAUGAAUUCAAUGUACUCUGAAUAUGUUCUCCAAACUUGUAACACAGCCACAGCAAAUGCAUCACACACUGUUCACUGAUGGCUUUGAAGUGAUGUUUGCAAAUCCAGAAGUUAUCGUAUGAUAUAAACUUAGCUGCAACAGGACCUAUUCAUGACUUCUCCCAGAGAACUAGAUGACUCAUAAUUUACAGUGAAAAAGGAGGAGAGUCAGAAGAUUAUAAAACCACAAAAAAACAAAGCAAAGAUGGAGGAGACAGCAAGUAUUUAUCUGUUAAAUGAAUUAUGGAGAUGUUUCACCGAAUACAUUUAUUUCACUUGGAUUUAGAGUUUUUGGUUUCAGUUGGAAAACCCCAAAAUAAUAAGUUUUCUUCAUUUCUUGUUUAUUCAUUUCCUGUGUGAUACAGAGCGAUGAUUACACUCUGACACAUCUUCAGGUGUCGAGUUGAAGUGUUCGUGUAUACACUCAGUCGUGGUUUUGGUAUUGGAUUGAAAAAAGCUGUCUGCAGAUCGUCUCUGAUAUUCCCACAGGACAGGCAGCUGGUUGUAGUGACACACUGCUAUUUCCAGAUAACAUUAAUUGUGUCUCAUUUUUUUUGUCUGGGCAUUAUGACGAAAGAUUGUAUCACAGUUUGUCUCUUUAUUUAGCAGUUAUGUUUUGUCUCCGUGUAGUCAUCAUAAACAAACCCCUCAAUGAGAAAUACUGAUGAGCAAACGUCUUUGUCGAGCACAUCUGUACAGUCACUGGACGGGUCUGCAGGUUAAACUCUGAAAACCAUCAAAUAAUGAAAAUGGAAUGUGUUUUGUUUUGUUCCAUAAAGCUUUGUACGUUUGUCAAGCACAAAAAAAACCAAAAAACUCGUGUGAGUAAAAUAAAUAAAAGUGCUUUCCCUGAUCCUCCUGCAGCAACUCUGCCUUACAACCAGUCACUGUGAGAUGAUUCUGUCUUCAGUCCUCUUCCUUAUUGGAUUAUCUUCUGUCCUAGCUUCAAGGGGAAGCAGCCUCUGCUCCUGGUCUCUCUGGAUGGACUGCGGGCAGAGUAUCUGCAGACAUGGAACGGUCUGAUUCCUGUUCUGGACAAACUGAGUCAGUAAACCCGUCUCUGCACAUCUGCCUUUGUUUUCUUGAUUAAGUUAAGAUCUUUCCUGGACCUUAACUUUUCAGGUCAACUGUUUGGCUGGAAAUCUAAUAUGGCUUUUAUAAUGUCCUCUAAAAUCAUCCUAACUUUUUAUUCCCCUGUGCAGCGCUUCUGUUUCUGCACCUUUUCAGACUCACAUGUCCCUGCCUUUUUCUCCCCGUCAUGUAGCUUUCAGGGCAUGUCCCUGGAAAUAUCCAGCCUGGUUUAUUUACGCCUUUGUUCAGCCGCCGCUAUUCAUCCCUCCUUGGGGAUUGUAAACAUUCUCAGUAAUUCAUGAUGAAACACAAAGUAGAAAUCCACAGGGCUAAUUACACCGUGUCCCAAAUUAUUAUGCAAAUGAUAUUCUCAGAUUUUCUAAAUUGUCAACCCAAAUGACAGUCAGUCUAAUUUUCAAGUCAUCAUCUGUUAGAGUAUAAUGAAAAAUGUUUUUGAACAAACCUCCCAAUGAUAACAGUAUUUUAUUCAAAAUAAAAAACUUAAAUCUACUGAUCCACAUUAUUCUGCACAACAGAGUUUCAAAACAUUUUAUAGGUUGUAAAAAACUGAAAAUGGUCAUUUGUUUAAAUUUGCAGCAUUAGGAGGUCAUAUUUACUGAAAUCAAAAGCUAUUUUAAUCAAAAACAUCUUAACAGGUCAAGUUACAUCUCAACAUAGGAUCCUUUAUUUGAUAGCAGCUUCAAAAUUCUUGUUUCAUCCUUUGAACUUUUUCGGAGUUUUUGGAGAGUUUCUGCUUGGAUUUGUUUGCAGGAUGUCAAAAUAGCCUCUCAGAGCUGCUGUUUGGAUGUGACCUGCCCCCCACCCUCAUAGGUCUUUUGCUUGAAGAUGCUCCAAAGGUUCUCAGUAGGGUUGAGGUCAGUGGAGGUUGGGGGCCACAUCAUGAGUUUAUCUCCUUUUAUGCUCAUAGCAGCCAAUGAUGCAGAGAUAUCCCUUACAGCAUCACAUGGUUCAUUGUCAAGCAUGAAGAUGAUUUUAUUAUGAGAAGCACAGUUCUUCUUCUUGUACCAUGGAAGGACAUGGUCAGUCAGAAACUCUAUAAACUUCGCUGAGGUCAUUUUCACACCUUCAGGGACCCUAAAGGGGCCGACCAGCUCUCUCCCCAUGACUCUGUCCCAAAACAUGACUCCACCACCUCCUUGCUGACAUUGCAGCCUUGUUGGGACAUGAUGGCCAUCCACCAACCAUCCACUACUCCAUCCAUCUGGACCAUCCAGGGUUGCACGGCACUCAUCAUUGAACAAGACUGUUGGAAAAUUAGUCUUCAUGUAUUUCUGGACCCACUGCAGCUGUUUCUGCUUGUGAGCAUUGAUUAGGGGUGGCCGAAUAGAAGGUUUAUGCACAACUGUAAGCCUCUGGAGGAUCCUACAGCUUGAUGUCCCUGGGACUCCAGAGACAUCAGCAGCUUCAAAUAUGUAUUUGCUGCUUUGUAAUGACAUGUUAGCAGCUGUUCUCUUUAUCCGGUUUAUUUGUCUGACAGAAACCUUCCUCAUUGUGCCUUUAUCUGCACAAACCCGUGUGUGCUCUGAAUCCACCAUAAAUCUCUUAACAGUACGAUGAUCACGCUUAAGUUUUCGUGAAAUAUCAGAGGUUUUCAUACCUUGUCCUAGACAUUCAACUAUUUCACACGUUUCAGCAGCAGAAGAUCCCUUUUUUUCCCCAUAUUGCUUGAAAACGUUGGUCUGCUUAAUAAUGUGGACGGUCCUUCUUUGGUAGAUUUUCCCUUACCUGAGCUCACCUGGCAAACUACUUAUCACAGGUAAAUGAGAUUGAUUUCAGUGAUCCAAAGAGCCCUGAGACACAGUACCAUCCAAAAGUUUAAUAAACAAAAAAUGGAACCUUUAUGACUCUUAAAGACAAUUUGCAUAAUAAUUUGGAACGCAGUGUAGUUUUGAUGAUAUUUCAUUUCUAGGGAAGCCUCUGAAUCACAUCCAAACUGAUAGUGGUUCUUGGAUGAGGAAAGAUUUCAGGACGGAACAAGUUCAUCUGCUCUUAGGGAGCAAAAGCUGAAAGAUUGCUGACUCAGAAACAACUGGCACUUCUGCUGUUAGUGAUGAUUUCGACAGAAAUUAAAAUGCAGCUCUUUAGAAUGACUCACUAUAUGACACAAAAUUAAGAAGGUGAAAAACCUCGCUUCAAUCAAAGGUGGUGAAAACGAUUGUUCGAGCCUGUCUUACUGACCCUCUAUCGGCUCUGAAAGCUCGAGUCACUCUCGUGUAACAGUCAGGCGGUCUGAGCAGAAUCAAGCAGAUGACCUUGCCGAGUCUCCUCAGAGACACACGGAUAAAAAUUUCAGGAUCGAGGAGAAUAAAUAGUUUUUGUAUGCAUGGAAAAAUGUUUGAGGGCUUUCAUUUCAGCUCCCUGAUUUCAAAGUCAAGGUUGCUGACAUUUUGACUUGAGUGAUUACAGAUGAAGAGAGUCAUCACCGUUAUACUCUGUCUUUGUAAAUCUGUCCUUUCUGCACUGUUGUGAGUUUGUACUUGUCUGUGGAUGAUAAAGAUAAGGUUCAACAUGCUGCUUUUUAAUUUCAAUGAAUAAAUACAUAUUUUUCUUCUUAUUCAUCUGUGUGGAACAGGGAGGUGUGGGACAUCUGCUCCGUACAUGCAGGCAGCAUUUCCGAGCAAGACUUUCCCCAACCACUACACCAUUGUUACGGUAAAGACAUGACACAAACGCACUGUAUCUAAAACUCUUCCAUCUGCUUUGUUAGCGCCUGACUACACCUUAGUUUUCUUACUUUCUUAACUUUUAUAUUUUUAUUAGAACAAAUAAACACAAAGACACGGGAAGAAGCCUUUAACAGCUUUGUAGCUUUCUCUCUCUUUUUUUUUUCCCCACUUAGUUUUGAGCUGCAAAGUUUAAGUCAGUUUUUCUAUUCAGUGAAUUAAGUUGAAAAAAAGGUCCAUAAGGAGAUUAAUGAAGGAGAUGAAAUUAGGGGAAAAAAAAAACAAACAGGAAAAGUUUGUGUCCUAUUUCACAGAGCGUUUUUUCCCCCACUCUUUAAACCUUCCUGUCCUUCGGCCUGGCGUUGUAUAGAGUCUGAGGGCUGAUUAUCAAUCAAUCAAAUUUUAUUUAUAUAGCGCCAAUUCACAACAGUCGUCAUCUCAAGAUGCUUUUCAAAGAACAAGAGCAGGUCUAGACCACGCUCAUUGUUUGAUGAUCAAGAACCAACCUAAGAUGGGUUUUGGCCCAUCUCAACUAACAUGAGAAGCAGUGGCGAGGAAAAACUUCCUUUUAACAGGCAGAAACCUUGGGCAGGACCAGCCUCAUGUUAGACAGCCACCAUGCCGCUGCUGGGUUGGGGAGGAAUGUAGAGAGAAGAGGGGAGAGGACGGGGGGGGGGCAAGAUAAGGGAAGGCGAGAGAGAAUGAGUAGGGAGGGGGAGGGAGAGAGAGUAGAGAACGAGGGUGAGAGAGAGACAGGGGGCAGCAGAAACAACAGCAACAACAACAACAGCUCAUGUAAUGGUGAAAUAAAAAAAGAGUUCAGUUUACAGGGUUAGGAUAUGAGUGAUUAUGGACAAUGUUAAAUUAAUUGAGUAUGAUUACAUUUAGCAGGCCUAAUCGUAGUCAGCUGUAGUUUAUGUUAUUAAUGUCAGUGAGGCUGAUGUUCAUGUCUGCAGUAACAGUCCAGAGGAAUCCAAGAGAAGAAGGAGCUCAGGGCCUGAGGCCAUAGACUGUAUAUAAGAUGGACAGAGCCUGCCUCCUCGCUGGGUGAAGCCACUGCGAGAACAGCACCCUCUGAUGGUGGGCUGCAGUACAGGUCAUAAAUCCCGCCCCCGCCAGCAAAGCUUAUGGGACUGUGGACAAACUUUAGAAAUUUAUUACACAGAACAUAAUUUUUUCUCCCCCCUGGUUGUGAUGUUGACAUGUAGUUACUGUCAGACUGGUUUGUGCCCAAGUCCUCUUUUUUCUGUACAGCUCUGUUUUUAAAAGUUAUUAGGGGGUUCAUGUUUUCUAUGAUUGACACCUGGUACAGCCUAUGGGCGUUCAGGGAUUCCGAAGCUCUUCCGGGGGAAUACGCUGUUUGACCCGAGCGUCAUCACAGGGACUCUCGGCGACUGCGCGGCCGAAUGCGCACAACGCUACUGCACAGCUCUGGUUUCAAGGAAGCGGAGAAAAACCCGGAAUUGCCGAGAGCCGUUUGGCUUCAAAUCCGUAUACAGGCGGAAGGCGGAACCACGGCGUCCAUCUUAUAUACAGUCUAUGCCUGAGGCGGACAAUCGUAGACAAUGCGGCUAGAGUCAGGCAGGUCUGCAGCAGGUCUGAUUAAUGAGUUUAUAAUAAGCUGUCAUUGCUGUGAAGUGGUUUAACUAGACAGUGCGAGUGUACUGAGUGUGUGUUUCUGAAUUCAAGGGAAACCCACAUUUGGUUUUCCCACUUUGUUGAAGUAUAAACUCUUCAGUGUUUAGGUCUAAGAGCUUCAAAGUGGCUCAUGUUGAUAAAAUCCAGCUGUAUGAUCAUGUAAGUUUAUCCUUACAGUCAUCACACAGUAUUAUGCAGCAAUACUAAAAGCAGCUGUCCUUGGAAAUAAUCAAGCACACUGUAGAGUUGGAAGAGAUUCAGAUACCUUCAUUUUUAAAAGACAUCCGAGGAAUACUACAUUUAUCUCCUCUAGUUUGGACAUUUCAGCUGAUGGAGGUAGAUCUUAAGUUUUCUUUACAAAUCCAUGUGAAGUUUUCACGUUUUAUUUAGAUUAAGGAUUUCUAAAAGUUUUAAAGUUACAUGUUUGUACACAAAUGAAUUUACACAACUCGGUAAAAACACACAAUGAUGUCAAACACAACACCAAAAAAAAAAAAGGACAGAGCAGGAAAAACCGAAACAUAACUUUAAACAUGUCGAAGAGCAGUUUUGUUAAAACUGCGUCGCCUUCAGGUUUCCAUUCUGGGGAAAUGUAGCGUGCACUUUUUCUGUAUUGAUUUGAUAUCAUGUGCGAUCAGGAUGUCCCUGUUCUUACUUUUGAUAUUUGAAAUCACUUUUGUGAUUGGAAAUAAUCAGGUUAGGCCUGGGCGAUUAUAUGAUAGUGAUCGAUGAUCGUGAUAAAUUUCAGUUCGAUCAUGAUGAUCAGCUGUGAUCAUAUUUACUCGAUCAAACAUAGUGGAAAUGUGCGUCACAACAACCAAUCAGAGUCGAGCUUUUCCUGCUCACUUCUGUAAGUUACCAGAGAAAGAAAUUAAUCACUGUUGUUACGGCAAUUAACAAAUCAAAGUCAAGUAUUGAGUAAAGCAGUUUUAUUUUUGCAGCAAGAAAAGGUGGAGGAUUCAAGUCAAAUGCCUUUACGAAGAGGGCAAAAAGAAGAGGAGGGCACACACACACACACACACACACACACUGACUCAGUACUGCUCCAAGUGUAAGAGUCGGUGUUUAGGCUUCAGGUGUAGGGUUGGGUAUCGAGAAUCGAUGGGGACCGGGACUGACAUUUCGAUCCUCCCGGAAUCGUUCAAAUUUUAAAAUUUCGAUUUCAAGUUUCGAUGUCGGAGUCUGCCGACCGGAAGAAACAGCCGCCACACAACAACGAAGAAGAAGCUGCUGAACACCAACGAGGACGGAGCGUAAGAGACGAAGCCACAGAGAGAGGGAAGAGGGGAAGAUAGAGAGAGAGAGUGCUUUGCAACCCACAACAAUGCAGCCGCUGUGUCUCUCUUCUCUCUCUCUGUCUUUCCUCGUCCUGGUUGGUGUUCGGCGGCUUCUUCUUCUUUGUUGGUAAAAAGUUUGUCUAACUUUGGCAAACCAAUCUUUCCCAAGUAAAAUCCACUGCCAUGGAAAAGGAAAUAUGCAUCAGUGUUGACACACUCAGGGGUUACUGAAGGUCAGGUCAAAGCCUUGUUUCAGUAAGAACGAAUGCUGUCUGAGAACAAAUUACAACUUUUUGGUAACUUAUCUGUCAAAAAUGAUGACUCCUCCUUUUACUGAUGUGUUUCAAUGAGACAAUAAACCCCUGUCCCUCUCCUCGCCAUUUCAUCUCGUCCCCACAGUUUCAUGGUUGUGGAUUUGUGGUUUGUGUUGAAGACAUUAGAGUUUAUUUAUUUUUGCAGCUGGCGGUUUCCUAACAAUCUGGUGUUGAAAAGCAAACAGCAGACUCCCAGCGGAGGGUUGCACAAUAUCCAUGAACAAAAACCAAAUGCACAAUGUCUUUUUAGCCUGAAACCUGUGCACAUGUAUGAUUUUAGUGUCCAAGUAUGUAACACUGGAAGGUUGUUUUCCCAUUUUCAGUAAACAUAAGAAAAAAAAGCUUGUUCGGGGUGUUAGGUGGCAGUGCAGCCGGGUCGCAGUCAGUCUAGCGAGAUUGUGGGUUGUCAGAAACCUUCCUAUGAAAAGUUUACAGUCUUCAUGUUUGUCUGGUCGGAGCUGACAGCAGUCUCCUGUUGAGCAUCUCCAUCCUGAUUUGAGCACAUUUCUCCUCUCCCUCUCCUUCCCCCUCUUCCUCUUCCUUCUCCUCCUCCAUCUCUCUCUCAGGGUCUCUAUCCAGAGUCCAACGGUUUGAUUGACAACAGCAUGUACGACCCGGUGUUUGAUGCCUCCUUCAGCCUGUCCAGUCCAGAGAAAGACAAUCCUGCCUGGUACCUCGGCCAGCCUGUGAGUAAUAGACUUUUGGGAUGCCUCUCACUCGUACCUGAAGGUAGAAGAGCGUUGCAGUAUCUUUGGUGAAAGUAAACCAGAAAAGAAAAAGUAAAUUGAGAGGGACAUGUCCUCUGAAAAUGUGCCUUCGAUUGGCAUUAGAAUAUAUUAUGAUACCAACUUUAUUUCCAGUGUUUCAAACUGUACAGAACUAUACAGAGUAACAUGACAGUGAUGCCCUUGAUAUGAGCACACACAGUCGAGUACAUGCGUUAAAAAUAAACCGAAUUCAGCCAAAGACACCAAUAAUAUUUGCCUCAGAAAGAAACCUGUUUGAAUCUUCUCUUAAACAGGAUCGAUGAACGAAACAGGAUCUUUGAGACUGUUGCAUAAAUGUGUAAAUUUCAUAAUGAUUGAAUCAAAUAUGUGGUUGUUCAGUGAAAAUCAUCCACCUGUUUGUUUUUGUAGAUUUGGCACACAGCAAAGUACCAGGGGCUGAAGUCUGGAACGUUCUUCUGGCCGGGGUCAGAUGUGAAAAUUAACGGAAGCUAUCCCGACAUCCACCGACCGUACGACGGGUGAGACUGACUUUACAAUCCCGAUCAAUGACUUUCAAAAGGAUGUAGAUAAAGCUUUCAGAAAAAAGGGACACGAUUUUCUUUACGGUGGAAUAAAAGGAUGUGUGAGCAGCCUCUACAGUAACCUCCUGUUCACCACUGCAUCUCUUUAGCAAAGUGCCGUUUGAGCAGCGAGUUUUCACCGUCCUCCAGUGGCUCCAACUGCCGGAGAACGAACGGUGGGUUGUUCCAGUAUUUCUUCAUUUCUGAACCUGUGUUAUAGAAGUUAUUUCCAGAGUCUAAAUCGAGUCUAAAUAAACGCUGCCUCUACUUUCAGACCAGAUUUCUACACGCUAUAUCUGGAGGAACCGGACAAAUCUGGACAUAGUUACGGUCCUGUGAGCGGAGGGGUAAGUUCACGAAGCCUCUAAAAUUCAGCUCUUCUUAAAAACACCCAGAAAUCCUUGUGAAUAGAAGCAGAUGUGGGCUCAGGUUCUCACUCUGUUGGUGGGAGUUUGUCAAUCAUUGUCACACUUUUGCUAUCGGCUCUCUCUCCUUCUUCAGGACAGAAACUAAAUGAGGCCCAUUCGGCUCAUAAACGCGCCUCCUCUAACGGGCUGUGGUUAUAAACUUCUGUCUCCAAUCUCCUCGGCACUUAAAACGUUUCUUCACCACAUCAUACGUCUCACUCACUGAUGGCAGAGUAUGCUGUGGAAAGAGUCCUUCAGUAUCAAGUAAUUCUAUUAUCACCCAUUACAACAGGGGGUAUAUGCGGGUUCAUGUUUUCUAUGAUUGACGCUUGAUACAGCCUAUGAGCAUUCAAGGAUUGCGUAGCUCACCCGGGGAAAAUGUUGUUUGAGCCGAGCGUCAUCACAGCGGCUCCCUGUGACUCUCCCGCUGAAUGCGUACAACGUUACAGCAGGAAUUCUGAUGAAACCACGGCGGCCUCUUAUUGCAAAUGAUCCCAAAUAAGGUUUGAAAAAUCAGGAUUAAACAAAAGAGGAAAAAAACCUCCUUAAAAGAUGAGCAGCUUUGUUUCUGAGACUGUGUUUGUCAAUGGGAAUAUCUCUGGUAAAAUAAAACUGGGUGAGUCAUGUGUUUCUUCACCAUUUACCGUGACAAAGAGUGAAAUAAUUCCAAGUGAAUAUUUGCUUAAAAGCUCUCAAGAAUAAGAACUUUAAAGAGCCCGGCUCCUCCGAUAUGCCGGCUGUUUUUUGGCCCUAACCCGGCUUCUCAGAUUUCUUUCUUGAUCACUGAAGAAGAGGGUGGGGCUCCUGAUGUCAGCUUUGUCAACAAAAAAGAUCCAUGAAGAGGAGACUCACAGGCUGCAGGACGACUAUAAGCACUUCUUUUAAUGCCAUCGAUCAAAAACAAGUGUAAAGUACACAGAGCAUUUCAAAACAGGUUUUACUGAGGGAGCAUAAGUGCCAGUACAACUCUGGUAUGCACAUUUGAGAUCACAGAGGGAGGCCAUGUGGAUCUAAACGCAGUCUGAUGCAGUCUUCAUUUAUCAGCAAGUGUUAACAUGUAUCAGCAACAUGUAACUUCUCUUCUUUGAACACUGAAAACUGUAUAUCAGUGCUCGUAAAUACUCUUAAUCCUUAUCUUUACAAGGCCGUCUGACCUUUCUCAGCUGACGUCUCGCUUAAGUAAGAAAGUUACUUACACGAAUCUCCAACCUCAGAGGUGGGUUAAUGGAAGAUUUGGAGAAUGUAAAUAAGAUAAAGUGACCUUAAAGCCGUGACUAAACAUGUCAACAUUGUUGACUGCACAGAGGUGUUUGAACCUGUAUGUGAAUCAGCUGUUUUUCUGUUAAAGGUCAGCUGUUACCAAACACCACCGUUCAGUGAACUUCUGAGAUCACAGGAUACUGCUGGAGAUGGAGAUUGGAGGCACUAACCCUGUACCCGCAUAUUAUUAACACGCUUCACCCCAGACCAAGACGAGUUUUACCAAGUCAAUACUUUUGAGUAUUUCGUUCAAAAAGAGAGUUUCUCAGAUUUUCUAAUAUUAACAGUAUUUGAAGAAAAUAUUCCAAGUCUUUUGUUGAUUUAAUUUUGAUUCGAUUUUUUUCUGACUGUAAAAUAUUUCUAAUGUACAUAAUUGUUCUUUAAAAGGGCUGAACCCCUCAGAGGGGAAGAGGAGGAAAAGGUUCACCACUCUGUGAGAGACUGCGUAAGCAAACAGUUCAACAGAUUCAGAACUUUGAGGGAUAGUAACAUUUUGGGACAUAAUAUUAAUAUCUCUCUGCAAAAAGGCCAAAGUCUGGGGUGACUUCAGGACCCUCAGGUGACACUGCAUUAAUAACAUGAACGACUCUGUAGUGGAAAUUUGCAUGGACUUGAAAUAACCUCUGAAAACCAUCCCCCCUGGGUCAGUGCACACAGUGAAUAUUUAUAAACCUUCAUUAAACACGAAACCACACAGGGCUUCAUUCAACACUAAAGUAAUGUAUACACAGCUUAACAGUUGUGUCUCUAGAGAGAAUAAUGGUGCUUAUUGCAACGCCACAAGAGCCGUUCAGUUUAUACUGACUCUGGCCGUGACUUCCCUUACUCUCACGCCGGCCUGGUUCAGUUUGAUGCAGUAGUAAGGCCGUGACCCUCAACGAGCACCAGCUGGGAUUGCAAUCUGGUAAAAAAAAAACAAGGUGAAAUAACGUCUUAAUUUCCAAGAUCUAAUUUCAGUAAGCGUGUUUUCAACAGAAAUGUAGUGACGUGUUUUUCUGAGGUAAUUCUCUGGGGGCGUUUGAACAGUAGUGAUGCAAAGAUGCACGACAGCAUCAUUGAUGAAGGUCGCUGAUGUAGUGUACUGAUGUCUAACAGAUGCUUCAUGCCGAGGGACGUCAGCAAUCUUCAUUCUCCUGUUGGUGACAGAGAUGCUCUGCAGUCAUUUUAACCGCUAAGAUGCAAAACCACAGUUAAUGUGAACGUGCUGUUAUUUAUCUGACCGAGUUUUUCCAGUCUCAUCUGAGCCGGACAUUAACCAAAACACAGUCUGUGAAGAGCCGGCUCUUUCAACCCAGUUUUGGAUGUCCUCAAAGGUGGCCAAGUUUCUCCCACACAGCCUUCACCAGUUUGAGUUUUCCGAUUUAAUACGCCCUCCACCUGCCUGGGGCUGAAAUGCUAAUGGUUUUCAGCUGAGAGUGUCAUUCGUUGAGGGUGGGGAAUAAAUGUCUGUCUGUUCUUAAUAACCUCCUUUUAAAAACUGAAGAGGAAGAAAAGGUCAAAAAACAAAGAAGAGUUUUAUGUGGAUGACCAGAAAACCGAGACUUCACCCUUGAGUUUGGCAUAAGCAUCCAAAAGUCUGUCUGUGGAAAACCACCACUCUGCUUUACCAGCUGUUAAUAGAUGAUGAAUGUGGAGAAAAUGUCCUUUUUGAGUGAUUCAGUCGCAGGUCGCCCCCCUUUUAAACUGAAACAGUGUUCCAGACAGGGACGCUCCACCUCACACACUCAUGAUGGCUUUAUCAUGUGUGAAAGUAGGGCUCUGCAGGAUCUUGUUUAGCCUUUAUAUCUGGAAUUAUAAAUCAGAAUGAACAAUGAGUCGAUUAUAACCGUCACCACUUAUCUUGAUGGAUGCAUCAGGCUGUUGCAUCUGCUUCCUGUUUUUUCUUGUGCCAUACUGUCAAAUUGAUCCCGCUCUUGUCUGUCUUUGUUUUGUCCCUUUCCUGCAGGUGAUUGAGGCGCUCCAGGGUGUGGAUAAGGUCAUAGGUCAGCUCAUGAACGGCCUCAAGCAAAUAGGCCUCCACCGCUGUCUCAACAUCAUCAUUGUUGCUGAUCACGGUAAAUCACACGGCUUUGGAAACACUUCCAUGUUUCAUCCACGCUGUAGAUAUAAACAACUGAUUCACACUGAGUCAAACUGAUUUAUCAGUGUUUGUGGGAGAUAUUCACACUUCAUAAACCAAAUCAAUGUCAGCACAACUGCAAAGAUGAAUGAGCCAGCUUCUUAUCAACUUAGUCGGACAAAUCUGUGUUUAGUUUAUUGGGGCGUAGCUGCCUGCUGAAUCAGACUGGUGUUUAGUGACAACUUGCAAAAUCAUGUUUUAUUGUACUUUCAUUCUUAGUGUCUCUAUUAGCAGGAAACAAAAAUCUUCUAUACAGAGAGCACCAGCUUUUUAUCAAUCAAUCAAUAGGACUGUAUUUAUAAAGCACUUGUCAUAGAACCAAAUGCAUAGAGAGAGCUUUACAGAGAGCACCGAUGAAAACAGUUCUAUCCACAGCACAUUGAGGACCAUUUUACAAAUCACAGUUUUAUUUUUCAGGGAUUGAUCGAUGCUCUUAAAAUAUUUCAUACUUUAUUUUUGCCAAAGUAGGAUACACUGCUGGGAUAGUACACAGUUUAAAAACAGCCUGUGCUUUUCUCCAUCUUUCAUUUCUGUUGUGGUUUACACACACACACACACACACACACACACAAAGAAAUCAAUUUACACUGUAAAUAUUCAUUCAUCUAACGGAUUGUUAAGCAGUUGUGGCCGUUUUCUAAUCAAACAAUAUUGGAUCAUUUGAUCAUUUUGUGACUGUUAAUAAUCAGGUCAUGAUCAGUUUGUUAGAUGGUGCUUUCAGGAGGCUCUGUCAGGUGUUGGCUGCCAAAGGUCCUUACACACUAGGACCGACGCAAAUAUAGGACACAAAAUUAUGAAAUAUUCAGAGGCGAAUUUUGACGCGCCUGACUAAACACAUCAAGCCUGAUGCGAUUUUGUGGGUGGAAAAAGACGCAUCUCGGGUGGAAGCGAGAAGACUGAGCCAACAGCAGACUGAGUGUUUUUCAGUUCUGAUCAGACUCUAGUGUUGAGAUGUCUGUCUGUCAUGAUAGCAUGAAGUGAGUCGGGGCCAGUACCAGAUUAACACAUUAAACUAUAAUCCAUAAACGUAAGGGAACAACCGAGACCUAAUGGUGCUGUGACAGCAACGCUGUGAUUGAGUUUACAGUGAAAAUACAUAUGGUAUGUUGUAUCUGAACAGGUUAGCUUACGAGCUAAAGUUACUUAGCACAGAUGAAAGUUCAAACAAAGACGUUUAUCAAACUGUUAAAGCUCACAACCCAUCGUCAUCUGAGAAAUCCGACGCUAUGACUCUCCACAAGUCGUCCUUCAGGUCGUUAUCUUUGUAAUGUUUGUGUCUUUAUCAAAAAUCACUCUGUUCUCUGACACGUAAACAAUCAGCCGGUCGGCCAUGUUGGAUAUACCGGUGAAUCAGACGUCGCAACAACACGCAAUCUGAUUGGUUAGAAGUGGACACACAGUAUGCGAAACGAUCGACGUGAUCCGAAAAAAUAAAUGCAGCAAUAUCGCAGAACGGGAAAACAUUGCUGAUGUGAACGCUUGUAUUGACAGGAUACGGGUUCGAAAAAAAUAUAUUGACGUCUGAAAUAAUCACAAGAAAAAAAAUGGUCCCGGUGUGACAGGAACUUAAGACCACAGCUCAGCUUCACAUUUCUGUGUGAGCUAGGAAGUCAGUUCAGUGUGUCGGUCAUCAGCAGUAUGAUGACAACAAUCAACAUGAGCUGAAAUUAAAGCUGGCUUAAUUUCCAUAAAAAUGUUUUUUUUACCUCCUGAGUCUUCACAAAUAAAGUUUGCAGGAUGAAAGAUUUCAUAAAACACCUGUUUGUGUCGCAGGUAUGGAGGAUACAAGCUGCGACAGAAAGGAGGUGCUGCAGAAGCUGGUAGGAGACGUCAGGGACUACUGGGUCUACGAGGGACCAUUCGGGCGUAUUCGGGCCAAAAACAAAGACAUGGUCUGUGAGUACUGAGUCCAUGUACCUUUUUUUCGUUUUCGACGUUUGUCGCAUAUUGAUGACGUAAAGGUCGGAUGAACGCGACCUGAGCGUCCACACUGCAGUCACAUCGGAUACAUAUCUGAUUUAUAUCCACAUACAAAAGAGGCCUGGGUCGGAUUAGAACCAAUCAGAAUUGACCUGUUCACACUUAGAUGAAAAAAUCAGAUAUGAGUCACAGAUGGUUAAAAGACCGGCCCUAUUCAAAAGUGUCAUGGCUGACUCAAAGCCAAUGACAAAGACAUGGUGCAAAUUAGAAUACACUGAUUUACAAAAAGGCAUGAGGUGUGAACAUCAGAGGUACGGGCAGGUGUGCAUGAGUGUGCAGAUGAGGAGUGGAGUGACUGUUUCAGACAAAAAGACAAGACAAAAAGAGGAAGCCUGCUUUUCUGAUGACCCAGUCACACCCUCCAGCUCCUGUGACAUAAAGAAAAACUGGCAGCAAGAUCACUCCCAACAGUCGGGGUCAUUUCAAAAGCACUUCAUACAAAGGAGGUGUUCAUCGUGAAGCAUAAAGAUCAGCGGUAUCAAGUUUUCACAAGUUUAAUCUUGACUUUAUGUGAAGAGACAGAAUGAUGGAUCAACGCUGAAGAAAAAAAACAGGCAUCACAGAAAAUGAUGAAGGGAAGUCCUGAUGUUCCACAUAGAUUCACCCAAGGCGUCAUGAAAACACAACGAGAAGGAGACUGAUGAAAAAAAAACUGUUGGAGGUGCAUUGAUGCCGUGCUGCUUUUCAACCACCCUGUAAACCAACUGUUUUUAUCCAAGAGUUCAGUGAAAGUCCAAGUGACACAAACCCAAAGGAUGAUAGAUGUUCGUAGCUGGCGGUAAUAGUUGAACAUUGUGUGAAUGUGUGUGGAGUGAAGAACCAAAAACUACUGAGUCUGAUACACGCUCAAAGAAGUCUGAGGAGAACAGACAGACCGGUUUCAAUGUGAUAGAAAGUCAACAGUGAGUCUAAUUACCUCUCAUUACAACCACGAUAUGCGUUUCGAAAGUGCACACUCAAUGGCACAGCGAUCCGACAGGGACCAACCAUGCGAGGGAGGCAGAGAUCCAAGCAGACGGAGGGACAGGAAGAACGAAAACAUCCCUGAUACCGGACUGACACUGACGCUAUAAACUCUGAAAAUGAACAAAAACACAUCAAACCCACUCGCACUCAUCCGCACUCUGCCCUCUAACCAAUCAGAAGCUCCCUCCUGAAAUUCUGGCAUGUUAGAAACUGUGGAGUCAUGAGUGAGUCCUCUAACUUCAGGGCUUUUUUCCCUGACUGUGCUUGUUUGCAGAGCAGUGGGCAGAGGCAGGAAGCGCCUUGGCAACAAACGUUAACAACUGUAAAAUGUAUCGUCGUUAACCUGCCGGUGCAGUCCUUUGAAUUUUAGUAAAAAAGCUCGACAAUAAAAUAAACCUUUUGCAUUUUCAGAGAGGUCAUAACUCUGCUCUUGCUUGUCAUUCUAUUUAUGACCACAGUGUUAAUUCAGUCACACAGUAUUUACCAGUCCUUACAAACGGAUGUAGAAGUCAUGGCGCAGAGUAAGUCACUGCUGGUUACAAUGAAUUUUCGGUCACAUUAACACAACAAGAGAGAGGUUUAGUUUGGUUGUUUGGUUUCGGCACUCCUGCGGGAUGAUUUGGCUGUAAUGACGCAAGUGUUGACCAUGGUUCUUCUCUCUUUCCCAGUGGACUCAGCAGGACUUGUUGCAAACAUGACUGUAAGUAUAAGACAUCAGCAUUUCUAACGGUAUUAGAUCAUUUGUUACUAAAUGAUGACCUGCUCAGGGUUCAGUUUAAACAAAUUCAAAUUUCUGUUGUUCUCAAAGAAACAAACUCUUCUUACUUGCAUUAAAAUGUUCGGCUGUUACUUUGUGGUUUCAUUUCAGUGUAAGAAGUCAGACCAAAAGAUUAAGCCGUACCUAAAGGCUGACCUCCCAAAGCGGCUCCACUUUGCCAACAGCCGGCGCAUCGAGGAUGUCAACGUCCUGGUGGAACCACAGUGGCUGUUUGAGAGGUAUUACCCUGAGUCCACAGUGAACUCUCAGUGUUCCCUCUUGGAGCUGUGAAUUCCCUCACUCCCCCGCAUCUCUCCCCCUGAGAGUGUGAGACUAAUCGAGCUGCGUGUUUCUUGCCAAAUAUUCUCCUUAUAUCUCCACUCCAGAUGAGGGUGAGGUACGUUUUUGACAGAAGGCUGUUGGCAACAAAGGUGGUAAACACUGGCUAAUGUAAAAUAGAAGCAGUGCUCCUGGUAGGAGGUUGUCUUUGUCACCGACAUGCAUCUGGAAAAGUUUAUGGUAUUUGUACCUGCAGUGCUCUUUGUUGAUAUAGCAGUGGCUCUUCUUCGGCUCUUCUUCAGGUGACGGUGGCCUCUGAGGACAAAAAGCUCCUGUGAUACAGGAUAAUAAUGAUCCUUUAUUCGUCAAGUUGUUACUGACAGAAACUUUUAUCUGUAAAAGCUCUCUUGUGCACAACAUCAGUCGGCUCCUUUAUUCUCCAAAUGAAGCAUUUGAUGCGCUCUUUCCUGUACCUUUGAAUGUGUCUGCUGUUUGUCUGUUUCUUGCAGUGUUUUAUUCAUAGUCAUAUCACAGUGUGUGAGCACAGGCAAGAAAACAGAUUAAAUUCAAAGGCAUGUAGAAACGAGGGAAACAUGGAAAACAGAUCACAACAGAAAAGCGUGCUUUGAAAAAGGAGACGAAAGAUUCUGUUCUUUGAAAAGCUGCCUGCGAGGGAGAAAACCAUUUGAAACCAUCUCCACAACAAUCAGGUGGAGUCACAAAGAGACUACUGAUGCUGUGAUGUCUGUCAUUAUUAGUCUCCUGCAGGGCUUUUAGGAGGUAGCGUUCUCACGCAAUGAGGGUUGAGUCAUUUUCUCUGUGGAGGGCUUUUAAACCGCAGAUUGGAAUCAGACUUAUUUUACAACCUUGCCCUCAGACUUAAGGUGUUUGCUGUACCUUAUUAGUCCUCUGAGCUCCACAAAGUGUUUCAGUUUCACUCAUCUUGAUUCUUAAAGCAGUCCCCUCCCUGCAGGUAUCCAGGAUCUCUGACGUUCUGCUCUGGUGGCACUCAUGGCUAUGACAACGAUGCUGAGAGCAUGCAUGUGAGUAAAGAACAGUUCUUUCCUGUCAAAUGUUUAAAGACCAAACUUUAUCACUCCCAUGAUUUUUUUCCCCAGUGUGUCCCAAGUUCGACUUUUUCUGACUGUAAUUAAAGCCAGCGAUGUUUUAUGUCCCUUUCUUCCUCUCUUUUUUUUUCAGGCCAUGUUUGUGAGUUAUGGUCCCAAAUUUCUCUCCAAAACUGAAAUAGAACCAUUUUCCAACAUCGAGCUGUACAAUCUGAUGUGUGGUGAGUUGUUUGGAUGUUCGUAGUCAAAACACAACCCACACAAAGUUUACAGCUCUCAGGAACCAGAAAACCACUGGACAAAGAAAACUGGAGGCACCCAGACGGUGGUAGAUAAGUCAGAUAAACCUGCAGAGACCUGAAGCUAGAUUUAAGCUACAGUGGAUAUAAAAAGUCUACACACCCCUGUUCAACUGCCAGGUUUUUGUCAUGUAAAAAGAUUAAAUCAAGAUAAAUAAUUUCACAAAUUCUUCCACCUUAAAUGUGAUCUAUAACCUGUACAACAAAAUUGAUUGAUUGAAUUUCCAAGGAAUUGAAUAUACCAGGGAACACAGUGAAGACCGUCAUCGUCAAGUGGAAAAAAUAUGGCGCAACGGUGACCAAGAACAGGACGUCUGUCCAAAAUUGAUAAGACAAGAAAAAAACUGGUCAGGGAGGCAACCAAGAGGCCGACAGCAACACUGAAGGAGCUGCAGGAAUUUCUGGCAAUUACUGGCUGUGUAGAACAUGAGACAACAACCUCCCGCUGUCUUCAUAUGUCUGGGCUAGGGGGUAGGAUGGCAAGAUGGAAGCCUUAUCUUACAAAGAAAAACGUCAAAGCCCGGCUUAAUUUUGCAAAAAGACAUCUGAAAUCUCCCAAACACACGUGGGAAAAUGUGUUGUGGUCUGAUGAAACCAAAGUUGAACUUUUUGGGCAUCAUUGCAAAAGGUAUAUUUGGUUCAAAAUCAACACUGCUCAUCACCAAAAGAACACCAUACCUACAGUGAAGCAUGGUCGUGGCAGCAUCAUGCUUUGGGGCUUUUUCUUCAGCUGGAUCUGGCGCCUUAGUCAGGGUGGAGGGAAUUAUGAACAGUUCCAAGUACCAGUCAGUGUUGGAACAAAACCUUCGGCCUUCUGCUAGAAAGAUGAAGAUGAAGAGGAACUUCAUCUUUCAGCACGACAAUGACCCAAAGCACACAUCUAAAUCAACAAAAGAGUGGAAUAAGAUUGAGACUUUGGAAUGGCCCCGCCAGAGUCCAGACCUGAAUCCCAUCGAACAUUUGUUGGGUGAUCUGAAGAGGGCUGUGCACAGGAGAUGCCCUCGCAAUCUGUCAGAUUUGGAGCGGUUUUGCAAAGAAGAGUGGGCAAAUAUUUCCACUUUUUAUAUCCACUGUAGCUUUAGGCAAAGAACUAUGUCAUAGUCUGUUUUGUCUCCUCUCACUUAUGUAUUCCCUGAGUCUCUUUGAGGCUUUCAUGAUGUUGGAGUCAGACGUUAUUACUAAGUGUCCAAAAGUUUGCAGAAAGUCAAACUUGCUAAAAUGGACAUGUGGAAAAAAAGGAAACUAGAAGCUCAGGGUAAUUAAACCUCAGACUCAGCAGUUAAUGUGCUACAGCCCAGAACGUUUGUGAGCUAUUUUUUUUUUUAUAAUCACUCAGAUCUAUGCUCAGUUUCAGACUCCAACAUCCUGAGAAACCUCUGCCUCCUGCAGCCUUCUGUGUAUGUCAGCAAAAUUCCUUAAUCCACAUCAAUGUGUUCUGCUCUCCACUCAGACCUGCUGCACAUCUCCCCUACUGCAAACAACGGGACUCACGGCAGUAUGAACCACAUCCUGAGGGAACCGCACUUUACACCAUCGCACCCUGCAGAGCUGAGCGUGCCUCUGCAGUGUACGCUGAACAGUCUCCACCCUGCAGACGCCCUUGGAUGCUCCUGUCCUGGCCCGGUAGGUAUUUCAUCAUUACACUCUGGAGACAAAUCAAAGUGGAUAUGAGGAUCACAUCCAACAAGUUCUGUCACUUCCUGUCGAUUAAAUCAGAGGUGCACGCACACAAAAAGUUUUUUGUCCAGUGAACGAGUUUAAAACGACACAAAGAAGAAUUUUGUUGGUCAGUUUCUUGUGGCGAUGACUGAACAUGCAAAGAGGUCCAAAGUGUGGCCCUGUGUUACCAAAGCUAAAGACAGGCAUGAAGCAAACUGCAGUUUAUGGGGCGAAACACUUUCUUGCACGGGGGGGAAUAGCACCUCCAUAACCAAGCUCCUCAGCACUGUGCACCAAAUGAGCCGAAAGGCAGAGCAGAGGUGUGUCAACCCAGUUCUCUAGCAACAGUGACAAACAUAAACACAUCCAUUAUAUUCUGACUAGAAGAACUAUUAUUCACAGCUUCUGACAUGUACAUGUAUUAUAUUCCUGCCUGCAGACUGUAGUGGCGCCUUACCUGAUUGGAGAUCUUUUUUAGGAGGGCGUUACGCAACUUUUUUUUUGACAGGCUUCUGCAGGUGCUUUUCUUUUCUAAUGCGCUUCUUCCAGUGAAAUUUAUACCCUGACUGACUGUUUUAGGUUUUUGCCUCCUGUGAGAGCCUGUGCUCUUGUGAUUAAACUGUAUUUUUAUUGUUAAAAAACCUUAUAAACCCACUAAUGAAGCUCAUGACCCCAGUCAGGGAUUGACACUAACUUUUUUCACAAGGAGCACGUUCUCCUAAGUUGAAAAUGUUAGGAGCCCACGAAGAACUUCAGGGGCACAAUAAAAAUUGAUCAAAUAAUGUUUGUCUUAUUGGUCAACAUAAGUAAUUUGAAAUCAAUUCAAGGUCAAUUGGUCACGUGACAUGGACGCUUUUGAAAGAAUGUUUUUGAGAACAUCAACUGGUAAUUUAUUGACGGUCCCUUGUUUAACGCCCUACGUUGACAGUGAGGGUGUCGAGUAGAUUUAACCGCGCUGCUGUUGUUAUUCCCGGUUAUGGAGAGUGAGAAGACACCGGUAGAUCCUCAGAGAAUGUCCGUCAGAUAUCCAACCUAAAACUAACUUCACCGCCGUAUUUACAGGAAAAUAUAUCCAACCUGAAACUAACUUCACCGCCGUAUGUACAGGAAAAAACAUUUGUUACCUUGGCUGAUUUUCUUUUUAUGCGCACGUGACCCUACAUACAUUUUACAAUUCACCCACAUCUAUUUUUAGUCGCAAAUGUGAGUGAAACAGUUUCAACCAUAAAACUUUGAACAUGUUGCUGCACACGCCACUGAGCAGUCACAACUGUUGACCUGCUUCAUCAUCCAAGAUGAUCUGGGGAGGAUCUGGAUGUUGUCCAGGUUCAGGUUUCUGUACCGAUGCCUGCAGGUCGGUUAUUUAUGCUGGUUUUAUAUUUGUUUAUAUUUUAAAGGUGCAAAGAGAUUUUGCGAAACCUGAGAGUGAGUUCAACACCAGGUUUUCUUGGCUCUGCAGCUGUGGUGCUGUAAAGAUAAGGAAAAUGAACCUCCAACGUAGACGUUUGACGUUACAACAUUUUUCAAGCCUAAAUUCCUGUUCUGUGAAUAGUUUGGCUGAUCAAAAACUAACAGAGGUCCUCGUGGCUUUUGGUUAAUCCGUCAGCAGUGCAGAUGAGCAGAGACACGACCCCCUUCGGUACAUUCAUGACAUUUUUCCAAACCCAGGAAUGACCCUCUCCGUGUUUCCUGGAGGUAAACUCUUAAUCCUCAGAGGGUCUGACACAUCCUGGCAUUUCUGUGUGCUGUUCAUCAACACCACCUGGAUGAAACUCUCAUAGCUCCAGUUCAGUGGUUUUUUAACUGUUCUGAGACUUACCCUGUUCUUCUCAAACUUACCUGUUGUUUUCAUUGACAAAGCUGAAAAAGUCUCCCAGGUGGAUGAGUGGAAAGUCCACCUAAGUGUUAAUUCUGCAACGUAAAUAACACAAGCAUUUGUGUUGUUUUUUCUUUCUCUUCAGAAUGUCACUGCCAUCAACAGCCGUCUGAAUCUGACCACAGCGGAAGGUGAGGAAGUUGCAUUGAGUGUUUUCUUAAUGUGUGCAUCUUCAGUCAGGAACAUUUAGUCUACGUUCACACUGCAGGUUAUGAUGCACAAUUGGGAUUUUUUGUUAAAUCCGAUCUUUUUGUGCGGUCGUUCACAUUACAACAACAGUGCGGCAUCUAAUGUGAACGGAAUGCGUCCGUGAAGUGACCCGAAUGAACACAAAGCACAGAUUGCUUUCCACGCCUGUUUGUGUUGUUGCAUAUUGAUGAAGUAUAGGUUGGAUGAACGCGAACUGAACGUCCACACUGCAGUCACAUCGGAUCGGAUAUAUCCACAAACAAAAGAGGCCUGGGUCGGAUUAGAAAAAAUCAGAAUUGACCUGUUCACACUUAAAUGAAAAAAUCAGAUAUGAGUCACAGAUGGUUAAAAAAUCGGAAUUGACCUGCAGUCUGAACAUGGACUUAGUGUCAUUUCAGUCAGGACCACUUUUGUCAAAAUUCAUCAUUUAUUAUAAGCAAUCAUUUUUACAUCGGCGGUAUGGCCCUGUUCUGAGAGUUCCCUGCUCUUCCAAGCGCUUACAUGGAACGCCACGACUAUAAGAGGGGAGAGCUCCUCCCCUCCCUUUCAUGUGCAUACAUGAAAAGCCGAGGCAGAGAAAGCAGCAGCAAAUAAAUAUGAUUAAGAUAAAUACAUUAAAAUCCCCCCACAGAACAGAGCAAGCAUCAGUGACAAUACAUAUAACACUGGUAAGAUCAGACACAACAUGAACAGGAGGAGCUGGGGUGGAGGUGGGGCCAGAGUGGUUGCAGCAGGCAGAGUAGGCAGGAGGAGCAGUUUCAAUAGGGCGCCAUUUUGACAGUAGCCAAUAGGAUGUGUAGAAGGCGAUCACCUGAGCUGUCAGCUGACUGAAGGCUGGCUUAAGAUCAGCAGACUGUUGCCUUUGGUUUGACUCUGUGUCCUCCUGCCUGAACUACCACUAUGCUUCAUUUGUGCCCCCUGUUUGGACCUUUAUGACAUUUGCACGAGUCAUACUUUGACUAUCCUGUGGAGUAUUUCCCUCCCAUUUUAAGAAAUUCCAAUUACAGUAAAGUUGGGUCAUUGAGUGUGUAAUGUCCCAUUGGAAUUGAAGUUUGAACAUACGCCACUGUCUACCUCAUGAUGAAGAAGUUUUGUCCACUCAUCUUAUAUCGUUUAUGAAAGACAGUCAAAUGUUCCAGUUUCAGUUCCUGGCUUAGCCGAGCAGAAGCAGCCAUCAACACAGUGGAUCACACCAUAUUGAUGAGCCAUCCAAAAUACUCAGUUUAAAUUAGUCGUGUGUAGGGUUGCAAAGGGGCAGAAAAUUUCCGGUAAAUCUCCAGUAAAUUUCCUGAAACUUUCCGUGGAGAGUUAGGCCCCAACUACACGAAUGCAGAUAUAUUUCAAACUGCACAUAUUUAUGUCCGAUUGGGCCUCCCUACCACACCAAAACGGGAAUUUGGAACACCCAAACCGGCUAAAUCUGAAUCCGAAAAAACAAGUGGAGAAAUAAAAAAAUAUCCGUACAAGUGGAUUCGUGUGGUUGAACUUUUACGGAUCGAUGACGUCAAACCGCAGCUCGCACAUGCGAAUUAAAAAGAAAAACAACAACAACGAUGGCGGACAUACAGGGUAUUCUUUACGUUUGUUUUGCCCUUUUGGGGCUUAUUUCAGCCUUGACAGUGAACCUUGUUUUAUACAAUUACAUCCACCAGUCAGCCAGCUCACAGAAGCGCCUGCUGUGCCCAGUACUUUUAUUGGUCACAUGGUCCGUCACAUGGACCCGACGCACGAGCGUAGCUUCCGCAAACAAUGCAUGACGCAUCACGCUGUUACUAUUCAUUGGCCAAUCAGGUAGCUUUGUUCCUGAAUUUUUUUUUAAGCGGCACCAGAUAGGAUUGAGUUUGAAGGCUACGUGUGGACGCAGAUAUUUUUGAAAACUAACACGUGUGGACAGAUACAUUUAUUUAGACAGGAGUACAAAAAUAUCCUGAUAAAUAAAUAUCUAUAUACGUGUAGUCCGGGCCUUAAGAUGGGGAGUUUUGGAAACAUUCCAAAUUGGAAACUUUACAUGGUGAUUAUGGGAAUUUAUUGGGAAUAUCAAUUUUGUAAAAUUCAGAUGUAAUCCCAUGAAUUCCCAUAUAUUCUCAUUAAUUCCUAUGGAAAGUUUCCAACUUUGAAAAUACGCGGAAUUUUGCAACCAUCGUGAUGUGGUGUUUUUUUUUUUCUUUUUUUUUGUGGCGUUCUUCAGGGGUCUGUUUCCGGUCCGCUCUCAUUCCCCUCUCUGUUACUCAAAUGACACUCGGCUCUUUAAAGCAUCUCUGAUGUUCCUCACAUCAUGUCCUCAAAUCAAGAAUUGGAUGCCUGAAAAUGCCGACUAACGAUGAAGAUUAAUCUAAAUAUUUUCAGUCUUAUCUCGCUCAGUGGUGACAGUUCACCAAAAUCAGGGUAAAGGAAAAAGUCGUGCAUUUAUUUCGUCCAGAUUUGACUACUGAAAUGCACUUUUUUUCUAGCUAGCCCAAAAACCAAAGACUGCAAAUAAUUCAAAGUGCUGCAGCCAGUUUUGAAACUCAAGCAUUUUGGUGUUGUUGUUUUUGAAAAGAGUGAUAUGAAUGAAGGUGUUAUUAUAAUCUCCCAUACAUGUCUGUAACUGGACUAUGUGAAAGAAGCAGAUCGUACUGGUCUAGAUAUCUCAAAUGGUGUCUUCAGACCAUUUUCUGCACAUGGAGUUAGUAAACAACAUUGAAACUGUCUGUCUCAGAGUUGGCUGCAGAGAAGAAGCACCUGCUGUUCGGCCGUCCCAGAAUGCUGCAGCCUGAGCAGAGUUACUGCGUCCUCCACCAUGAGGGGUUCAUCAGCGCCUACAGCCACAAAGCUCUGAUGCCUCUGUGGAGCUCCUUCACCAUCGACAGGCCAGUAAGUAGGGAUGGGAAUCGAGAACCGGUUGGUGUUGGGAACCGGUUCCAAAUGGUUCAAUCCAUCGACAUCAUUUCCAUUUUAUCUUAGCUAUUCCCUCAACGAUUCCUUUCUUUCGGGUGCAUUUAAAAACGGUCUUGUGAGUGCCAGUCUACACGAACGGGAACGGAGACAGAGAAAAAAAAAAACAGAUGGUUGAAAAGUCGGCAGAAACGAGCUGAAGCGUGGCUUAAUGUUACUAAGAAAGACGACAACAGUGCAACGUUUGUCAAGCAGUGAUAACAUGCAAAGAUGGAAACACCAGUAACAUGCUUAAACAUUUGUCAACAGGGCACGGCAUUAAAUAUAAGGAGUCACAUGUAUUCGAUGAUCUCCUCAGGAAGAAUGCACCCCUGCAUCCCAUCCAUCAUUAGCUUCUUAAAGUGGAAGAAAAUUAUCUCAUAUAUAAAAAAAAACACGAGUAUUGGAUGACGACAACAUGUCAAAUGGAGCCGCAAACUUUCAUUCGGUUUUCAUGUGUCUCUAAAAUGCACAUAUAGAGAUGUACUUGGGUAUGUAAACUGUACAGUAAACUGUCAAGGUAGAUUUCAGGACGGCAAAUAUUCCGAAUCAGAGGGCUGUUGUUUUCAGCUUGUCUGAAUAGCCUGAAUGAAAUCAUUAAAGGAUCACGCUUUUGAAUGAAUUCAAUGGUAAGGAAAACUUGGUUGUUAGGGACCUGAUGUCACGCAAACCAGGUAGAUGUUAUGAUGUCAUUUGAUGUCCCAACCAUGUCGGCACUGAUGCACAGAUUUCUUUGAUAGAGGAGUUCCAGUGAAAACAGAUCAGAGUGUAACAGCUGCCAGACUGACACCGUGAAUUUAUUAGGAGUUUGGCAAAACAUUUUUUUCUUUUUCUCAUCCGGAGCUGAUUUUAGUUCUGAUCGUCCUAAUCAAUUAAUUUUUUUUGUCGUUUUUUACUCCCACAGUUAAACUCGGACCCUUUACCGCCAGUAGUGUCAGACUGUCUGAGGGCUGAUGUCAGAGUUCCAGCGUCAAAAAGCCCUCGGUGUGAUCAGUACGACCCUGCUGAGAACAUCACCCAUGCUUUCCUGUAUCCACCCAGUAAGUUUGCAUUAGAACAGAGUAACAGUCACACAGCACGUCGCCUCCCCACCCACUUGAACACACAUCCACCCACCCAAACUAGGGGUUUUUUUUUCAUUUGCAGUGAACAUGCCUUGAGCAGCACACCCUCUCUCUUUUGCGCAUGUAUCUUCACUCCUCAUGAAUGCUCACUUCCACAGAAUUUCACCCACUCCACUCUCCUCCCAUUUCAUGAAUGGAAUACUAAUAACAUGUAAUUUCCCUCCUGUUAUGCUCACAACAAACCCCCUCCUAUUAGUUUCGAGCACGCAUUGACACAACCUUUACCGGUAUGAAAGGGCCAUUUAACCUGAUUUGUUAUCUUUGGUGCUUUGUUCCCAGGAGACUGAGAGUAAGCAGACACUUGUUGUCAUUGGGGUUUGUCAGAUAAUAUGAGGUGUGAAGUGCUCAGUAUCUGCUUUCACUGCAGUUAUAAAGUUUGUGGUAAAUCAAGUCCCAAAAGUCAGCUGUUAUAUUCUAACCACAGAUCUUUAGUAGGCUGACAUCAGGGUCUUAAGUUUUAUUAUUUCCUUUUAACCUCCUAAGACCCGAACUCUUGCAAGGCAUGCAUUUUUAUUUUCUCUUUGAUAUUUAGGCUAAUUGGGACCUGAUGAGUGUAAAAACAAAGAAUGAUCUUUUUACAUGAUGUAGUUUCUGAGAAAAAUGAUGUCCACAUAUGAGGACAUUCGUUUUAAAUUUUGAGAGAAGGCCCUUGUAGACCAAAAUUUAAUAUUGUGGUCUUGACAACCAAAAAUGUGAUGUCGACACAUGUGGACGCCAGGUCUUAGGAGGUUAAUUUUUAAGAGAGAUUGUGAACAAAUACAGACAUAAACAUGAGGACACAAAAUGUAGACUUCAAGAUUGUUUUAUGGAUUUACUCAUGAUUUCUGUGAGAACAGUCCCUCAGAUGAAUUCACAGUCAGUUACACAGACUACAUUAAUCACAGGUUAUAAAACAUACCUCAGUUAAGUGUGUUACAGGACAGGACGCUACUUCUCCUCCUCAGGCCGCUCUCACAUUUCUUCCCACUUGUCAUCAUUAUGUCAUCAUUUCUGGAACAGAGACUAAUGUUAUUGCCACAGUGGACUUUGGAGGUUGAUAUGCAUAAAUGUAAAUCAAUAGUCUGAUUAUACUCUGGACACUGAUGUGAGUCUGUGUCAGAUUGAGGCUUUUAAUACUGAACAGAUUUGUGAAAUGCCGACAGACUACAAAUUCUCUUUUCUUUUCAUUCUUCAACACAAACCCUCAUCUUUUAAAAUCGAGUCAGCUUUCCACAGUACCCACUUCAUUCAGCCGUGUUUGUUCAGGUGAGGUCAGGGGGAGACCGAUGUCCGUUAAACACAAACUAGAAACCCAGCAGGUUUCAAGUUUUUGGUUUCAAAGCAGGUUUGUGGGUCCGUAUCAUUGUCAGUUUGAAAGUAUUAAUUGUUACUCAUCAUUUAAAGGUUAAUCUGGUCUCAAGCUCUCAAGACAUUGAUUGGUACAAAAAUAGAAAGGGGGUGUGGUCUUGACCAGAAAUCCAACAGAACUUCUACAGGAACUCUGCUCUCUCAGUCAUCCUCCAGUUAAUCAGUGUUUCUGAAAGUGAUUCACCAUGUGAAGCAAAAAGUCAGUGAGGAUGUAGAGGAUCUGGUUCUCAACAUGGAAGCGAUUGAAAUUCAACCUUUUCAUCCUAAUUAUUGACCUGUUUUCAAGGGACAGUGAUUCUAACUGGUACUGAUAAAAUGUAUGAUCUGAAUCGAAAUCACUAAAUCCAAGAAAGAGUUCAAUUUGAACCAGAUUUAUUUGAAAGGAGUGCAAAAACAAUAUCAGUUCAGCUACAAGUUUGGGAGCAAUGGUAAGCUCAUGCACUCCAGAGUCUUGUCUGGUUUCUCUUUGACUCCUUGAAUUAUGUCAUGAACUGGAGAUGAUGAAAUCACCAAAGCGGUGGAAGUAUUUGAUCUAUUCUAGCACAAACAAUCCAAAUCUGGCUCAGUAAGUAUUCAAACAGUAUUCAAACAUUUGAGGUCCGGUUCUGUGAUGUGGGUCAGACGGUUUUUCUUGUUUGUGCUGAAAAUAAAAAACUUGAAGUCCACAUAUCUGAUAAACAAAUGCUGCUGUAUGUGUUUAGUGAAUCUCUGCCCCUCAGCGGGUAAUAACAUUAGGCCUGGACGAUAUAGAAAAAAAGCAUAUCGAUAAAAAAUAAAUCAUAUUGAUCGAUAUCGAUAAUUAUCGAUAUAAUUAUUAUAAUUAUUUAACAUAUAUUUUAAUUGCAGCCCUGGAUGUUUUAUGCUAUUGCUUAAUGACCUACUUUUAAUAAAGAACACACAAGCACUGAAUUCAAAUUCAAACCUUUAUUCAACCACCUUUUUUUUUUUACCACAACUGAAAGUUUUUUUUAAAAAAGAACUUAAAAAAAAAAAAUCAACUUAAGUGGCCUGAGUGACGUCAGUAAAUACUGACAAACAUAAAGACUAAAGUGACCAGAAAAUCUGAUAAAUAAAUAUUUAAAUAGUCUUUUGAUGAAAAUAAACAAAACAAACAAAUAUAUAAAUAAACAGAAUAGCUUUAGGUGGGAAUAGCAUACUACCAGUUUUAACUGUGUGGGAAACUGCCCACAGCCUGGUGUCUGAACACUGAAAUAUUUCUCCUGGGGUCGGGAGAUUUAUUUUUUUUAAAUAUCAUGUGAUUGACUUAAUAAACAAACUAAGCACGAGAAGCAGGACUUAUCCACGCCGGUGUUGUGUCGUAGAAUGCACCCCUGCCGAAUGCCCCCCCUGCUAGUAGCCAUGAUCCAAAUACUCGCGUCUUUGUAAAAUAUGAGCUCAUUUUCUUCCACUUUAAGAAGCUACACCGGAGCGUAUUUCCUCCGCACCCUUCUCACCUUUUCAACCCCUGACCCAUUUUCAUGCCUGAAGCGCUGUGUUUGAGAAAUACUUGCGGCCGGGCACUUCAUAUCGCGGGUCGAGAGUGGCUAGAAGCUGGUCGAAGCCAGGCUUUUCAACGGUAGUUAUUGGCAGUAUGUCCCUCGCUAUGGAGCAUGUUACUGCAUGGGUGAUGUCCUUAUGCCGCUCGAACGCUUUGUCGUAUUUUGGCAAGAAACAAAGUCCAGUUUGGUCUGCUUCACUUGCUUUGUGCUGGUGCUAACAGCGGUUCCAGAGGAUUCCUCCGACGACGACGACGUGGAGCCGCGGCGCGGCCGACACAGCUCGUACUCCUGCGGGUGCGACCGGUUUAGAUGGUAAAACAAGUUGGUUGUGUUACCGGACUUGGUUUUUACUAAUUCUCUGCAAAUUUUGCAAACGACCGCUGUUUGCUUUUUGUCAGACUUCUAAAAACCAAAACAUUGCCAUGUUGGUGAACUACUGAAACCUUUUUUCGGGACAAUUUCCUCCGCUUCUCCUUGCUGUUACAUUAUUUCUAAUACACGUGCUGUCUGUUGUGGUUUGAUAGGGGCUGGGCUUGGUGCCGUAGCGUACCUGGGUCUGCGUUUGUGAUUGGUUGGGAGGAAGUAAUGACUGUAGUAAAAGCUACAUGAUAGGCUAUGAUGAAAAAGAAAGGGAAACUGUGUUUUUCUAUCGAACUUUUUAUCGACCCGUUUUUUUUCUAUCGCUCCACACGUCUAUCGAUCGAUAUAUAUUGUUAUCGAAUUAUCGUCCAGCACUAAAUAACAUACUCAGUAUUUUGAACCGCUGUUGAUGGGUUCCUUGUUGUGAUUUUGCAGACCUAAAUGUCACCGUGGACCAGCAGUUUGAUGCCCUGCUGAUGAGUAAUGUUGUGCCCAUGUACCCCGAGUUUAAAAGUGAGUAACUGACUUAUAUCUAAAGCUGUUCUGCUCCGACUUCCUGUUUUCAUUUUACCUCUUUUGUCAUGUUUUAGAGAUCUGGGACUACUUCCACGACACACUGAUGAAGAAAUACGCGGAUGUAUACAACGGCAUUAACGUGGUGACGGGUCCUGUGUUUGAUUCCAACUAUGACGGCCAGUUUGACGCCCCAGAGCAGAUCCAGCAGUGAGUUCAAUCAGCCGCCUCUGUUUUCGGACAGUCUUCUGCUCCUCUGAGAAGCUGGUUCCAGAGACGGACUCGUGGUUCAGUCCAGAUAUUCAACAUUAAUUCCAUUUAAUAAAGAUCAAUAUGCUUCACUUUGGUUUUCUGGUUAGAAACCACCAUGAAGCUGGUACACCACCCUUCGCUGAUGUUUUUGUUUCUGUUUGACCUCAGUUUUGUGCCUGGCACCAACAUCUCCAUCCCCACGCAUUACUUCAUUGUGCUGACAAGCUGCAAAGACUCAGCCAUCUCUGUAUCAGCCUGUGCCGGUGAGCUGCAGACUGUAUCCUUCCUGUUGCCACACAAGCCAAACAACGCAGAAAGUUGUAAGGUAAGAAUCUGCAAUGCCGCACAUCACUUUUUAGGCUGA